AUGGUCAUCCCGAGGUUCUCGUGCUUCGAGAAGCCUCUCGAUGAUUCUGAAACACCCAAAGCCCCUGUCACCAGCUCCGUCCUCAUCAACAAAGGCCAAAUGCUCAUUAAUCUACCCACCAACCUUCUCUGCAAUCCAACAGGAGACGAAGGCAACAGGAGACGAAGGCAACAGGAGACCAAGGCAACAGGAGACCAAGGCAACGGGAGACGAAGGCAACAGGAGACUAAGGCAACGGGAGACGAAGGCAACAGGAGACGAAGGCAACAGGAGACCAAGGCAACGGGAGACGAAGGCAACAGGAGACGAAGGCAACGGGAGACGAAGGCAACAGGAGACGAAGGCAACAGGAGACUAAGGCAACGGGAGACGAAGGCAACAGGAGACGAAGGCAGCGGGAGACGAAGGCAACGGGAGACGAAGGCAACAGGAGACGAAGGCAACGGGAGACGAAGGCAACAGGAGACGAAGGCAACGGGAGACGAAGGCAACGGGAGACGAAGGCAACAGGAGACGAAGGCAACAGGAGACGAAGGCAACAGGAGACUAAGGCAACGGGAGACGAAGGCAACGGGAGACCAAGGCAACGGGAGACGAAGGCAACAGGAGACGAAGGCAACGGGAGACGAAGGCAACAAGAGACGAAGGCAACGGGAGACGAAGGCAACGGGAGACGAAGGCAACAGGAGACCAAGGCAACGGGAGACGAAGGCAACAGGAGACGAAGGCAACAGGAGACGAAGGCAACAGGAGACGAAGGCAACAGGAGACAAGGUCAACAGGAAACAAACCAACAGGUAUCAAAAUAGCAUAAGGAAGAUCAGGAGAAAACCCAACAGCAUAAAUGUAUGUAGAAGACAAGUCAGCUUGAUACAAGCCAGUUGGAAGCAAUCAAGAUGA
Molecule: messenger RNA, 900 nt
Organism: Procambarus clarkii (red swamp crayfish)
Lineage: Eukaryota; Metazoa; Arthropoda; Malacostraca; Decapoda; Cambaridae
Source: RefSeq, a predicted model, not a curated record